AGAGACUAUCACGGUAAUUUGGUUGAAGAGGCAUGAUCUCUGAGAGAAUCACUGUCAAAGUUUACAUUGCUCAUCCCUAGGCUGAACCGCCACUCUCGGCCUACAAUGCCCGUCGAUAUCUCAAGGAGCCAUCGAUCGGAAUGUCAUCUAUAUCGGAGUCGGGGGGCCACAUAAGGCGGGCACCCAUCGCCUGCAAUAGAUGUAGAAAACGAAAGACGAAAUGUCUAGGUGGAGUUCCAUGCAGAACUUGCGCCAUCUCAAGACAAGAUUGUAUCUACCCAAACUCGCAGAAGAAGGUCUUGGUUUCGGAAGGCUACCUCUUGGACCUAGAGGCUCGAAUCAAGGCGUAUGAGACCAAGGCCGAAGAAACUUCCGUGACUCCAAGCUCUGUCGCUGCCACACCUGAAAUACUUGGUGCCGAAAACAUUAUCCCAGAAUCCUCUGCUCCUCUUCAACUUACCACCAGUCGUGACACUGACAAGGAUGAUAUUGAUAAGAACCCCCUGAUUGAAGGGACGGCGCACCUUGUGCUGAGCCCCGGAGGAGGAGAGCGCCAGUAUCUCGGAGAUUCGUCGUCCACAAGUCUUGGUUUGAGGUUCCAAGACUUUAUCAAAACCUUUCAGUCAGAACUCAAUAACGGAAUCGAGUUCGAUGCGCCCACCCAAAGCCGUACGAAUUUCUCCAUUCGUCGUAAUUCGUUUCAAGAUGGCCAACCCAAGAUCUCGCUUCCCCCAUUCGCAUUCGCAAAGCGUCUUUAUGCCGCACAGUAUGCCUAUCUUGGCACCAUCUUCGCCUUUACAGAUAUGGAUUUGUUUGAAGAGAGCCUCCAUGAAAUAUAUGAUAGGCCGGUGGAUGUGUCCGACAAGGACGAUUGCCUUGUCUAUUGCGAAGUACUCCUCACGUUAGCCUUUGGUCAAAUGUACUCUGUGAAUCAAUGGACAAGCAAUGAUGGACCUCCUGGAUUUGAGUAUUUUCAACACGCAAUGCAGCUGCUUCCUGGUCUUCAUGAGCAAGGGUCUGUGACAUUUAUCAAAGUUCUGUCCCUAGUUGGAUAUUUCUUCCAAAACUUGAAUCGUCGAGACGCAGCAUUUCUCUAUAUCGGCUUGGCAUUGCGUAUGGCCAUAUCAAUGGGGCUGCACCAGGAGGUUCCCGAUCAAAAUCUCGACGACAGGGCUCGAGAACAUCGGCGGCGACUGUGGUGGUCUGUUUACAGCAUGGAUAGGAUUCUUUGCGUGAAAUCCGGCAACCCCUUGACAAUUGCCGACCAUGACAUUGGAGUUCUGCCUCCGUCAAGACUGCCAGACGAACCUGAAAUGUGCCCAGCUACUGUCCUGUUACAUUAUACAGAGCUGUCACGAAUACUGGGAAAGAUAAUGAAAAACCUGUAUCGAAGGACGCGCACAGAAAACUACAGUCUUGUCAGCUCUGUACAGGCCAUUCUUACUGACCUGUCGAAUUGGCACACAAACCUUCCCCAGGUGCUUCAUUUUGACUUUACUAAGCUUGACAAGGAAAUCUCUCGUGAGGCAGUUUCGAUAUAUUUACACUAUUCGCAGUGCAUUAAUAUGACUGCUCGGCCUCUUGUAUUUCACGUCGUUCGAAGCCGGCUUCAAAGUAAGGAUUCAACAAAUAACGCAAGCGAUUGGAAGACUGGACUGUCUCCAACUACAAUUGCAGUCAUUGAUACCUGUAUUUCAGCAGCACGGAAUAGUAUUGCAAUCAUGUCUACAACUUCCAAGCAGAAUCUGAUAGCAACGUACGGCUACAUGGAUGGCGAACACGCCUUCUCAGCGGCAAUCAUCCUCGUCAUGGUCAAUAUCGCCUUCCCGUAUAACGCCCGAGACCGCGCUGCCAUGAAUAUGGCGCUGGAGGUCCUGAAUGGAAUUGCCGACAAGGGCAAUGCACAUAUCAAAUCAUUGCAUCGACUUCUGCUUAGUUUAUACCCUAUGACGAGACUGGAGAAUUCGGACGAGUCUCUGAUCCAGAAGCAAGCCCCAGAAGCUCUGGCACCACUACCAGAUCCAUCCGCAGCGUUCUUGUCGCAGAUGGAUGGCGACAACGCUAACGCCGGCAUAUUUUCCAACGUAGAUACGAAUUUAUUUGAGGAGGCUGGCGCGGGGGACGAAAGGAUUUGGGAGGAGGGGUUCGAAUUUUUUGAUGUGAAUAUGGAUUUUGAUUGGACGCAGUGGAACAGCUAAAUCUUCUCGACGAUGUCAUCUUCCAUCACAUCUAUCACCAGCAUAUGCCCCGGGGCAUGUCCCAUCACUCGACCCGGCAACUGCGCCUUCAUAACCGCAAGCUGGGGCGUAACGCCGCAACCCCAAAAUACCGGUACAAUCUCGUCAUCCGCUGGGUCUAGAUCCAGCGGCAUAUCACCAAACUCGGGUGCAUUGAUAUCUUUGAUCCCCAGCCUUUCCACCGCAUCCCAGCCCCAUGCAACAGGCUCGCCAUGGGUGCUUACAUACGGCCUCGUCAGCUCCCGAACCUUUUCGACAUCCGCGUUCCUGUACGGCCGCAUGCUGACUACAUAAGUGCCGCCGGUAAACACGCCCGCGGCGCAGAGUGGUAUAUUCGUCGCAUACAUGGGGACAUUGCGGCCCAUGACCGUAUGCCUCGGAGGCAGACCAGCUGCUGUCAAGGCGGCCUCGAAACUGUAGCUACAGCCGAUAAGGAAUGCGACGUGGUCAUCCGUCCACUCCUUGGCAAUAUCUGAGCAGUGUGAUUUGACCAGCUUGCCAUCGUCAUAUACCAUGUAUAACGGGACAUCUGUGCAAAUAUCAAGCGCUGACGCGAUUGCGGCGUCAGAGAUUCCAGGCAGGUGAGACUUCAGGGCCGUGGCGGACCCUGGCGUGCGAGAGGAGGCGAGCAGUGGACAUGGGACUGGGUUGCGAUGACACAGGAGUAGGAAGUCUGAUGCGAAACGGGACGGUAGGAUGAUAAGGUUUGCUUGUAGAUAUUUAGGGGCGAGGCCCGAUGUCAGCGUUAUUUGGUUGUUGCGAGCGAGGAGGCGGGUUGAUAGAGCUGCAUUAUUGCCGGAUUCGAUCAUUUUUCGGGCGGGAAGAAAGAAUAUACAUGUAGUUUUUCAAUACAAAGUCCCAUCAAAGCAUAUAUACAGAACUAAGCCGAGAAGUUAAACCAUGCACAUCUUCUCUACCCGUCUUUGCCUCCGUUGCCGGGCCCCAUCA
Messenger RNA from Pseudogymnoascus destructans, 3185 nucleotides. RefSeq names its product Transcriptional activator (gene PUT3). The transcript is spliced from 9 exons. The record is from RefSeq and is a predicted model, not a curated record. Gene Ontology annotation, biological process: DNA-templated transcription; regulation of DNA-templated transcription. Lineage: Eukaryota; Fungi; Ascomycota; Leotiomycetes; Thelebolales; Thelebolaceae. Gene Ontology annotation, molecular function: DNA binding; zinc ion binding; DNA-binding transcription factor activity, RNA polymerase II-specific. The coding region runs from base 141 to 2198 and encodes 685 amino acids.